UUUUGCUUAUGUGUUGUGUGUUCUAUAUAAUAUUUAUUUGUUGUUUUUUUGUAGCCUCUACUUUAAAAAAAAUUAAAACAAACAUAUUUUAUUAUGUUUUUUUUUGUGAUUGAACAACAGUAAGAUCUAAAGCCAUAAAAAUGCCUGCAACAGAUGAAAUAGCUCGAAUAUGGGACAGACUUUUUGAGCAAAAAUGUUUUCUGAGUAGAGAAAUUGACUUUCUUUUGAAGGAAUUCGAGUCUAAAAGGAAAGACAUUGAAGUUGAUAGCAUUUUUAAAACAAUAGAAAAUAUUACGGACAUUAAGAAUACCCAAAUAAACAAUCUGAAUGAAAUUGUAAAUGAAAAAGCUAUUGAUUCCAAUCAAAAAUUAAGUGAAUCUUUAAACAUUUGUAAUCAAUUUAUGGAGCUAGAAAAUAUAUAUGCAGAGAACGCUUUCCUCGAAGAAACCAGGUCAAAAAGGAAAUUACAGUGGGAAAAAAUAAUGGAUAAGAUUACGUCAGAAUACUCGCAAAUUAAUAUAGAAUUUGAAGAGAAGGAAAGAUUAGCCAAGGAACAUCACAAGAAUUUGGAACUUAAAUUAAAAUAAUUUGAUAUAAUUGUUUUACCAUUGUAAUUUUUGUUUCUUUUUAUAAUUAUGCAAAAGUGUUCCUCUAUUAGAAUCAACGAUAACCAUUAAAUAAGUCAUGCUACUAAAACACC
This is a messenger RNA of Anthonomus grandis grandis, 700 nucleotides long. RefSeq names its product biogenesis of lysosome-related organelles complex 1 subunit 5 (gene Muted). Bases 141 to 587 code for a protein of 148 amino acids. The transcript is spliced from 4 exons. Gene Ontology annotation, cellular component: BLOC-1 complex; transport vesicle. The record is from RefSeq and is a predicted model, not a curated record. NCBI's taxonomy places the organism in Eukaryota, Metazoa, Arthropoda, Insecta, Coleoptera, Curculionidae.